Messenger RNA from Protopolystoma xenopodis, 801 nucleotides. NCBI's taxonomy places the organism in Eukaryota, Metazoa, Platyhelminthes, Monogenea, Polystomatidea, Polystomatidae. The record is from the annotation of a GenBank genome assembly.
AUGUCGGCUCUUCUAUUCGUGGGUGUGAACGUCGAGUUCAAUCACGAAUAUGUAGCACUACUGCGGGAAAUUGAAAUCAAGAUGGACGCCACGAAAAUGUCUACCUCCAAGACUGCUUUGCACGACCGGUUGGCCGAGGAAAGAAUGGAAAAACCUGUGACGCGGUUGUCGGCGGCUCUUGCAGCCGAGUUGGAACACCUCUCUCUCUCUCUCUCUCUCUCUAUACAUCUAUCUAUCUAUCUAUUUCCCUAUCUCUCUCCCCUUUUUCACUUGCUUGUUCCGACCUGCGCCUACCAAAAAGGCUCUUUUGUCUUAGCCCUCUCCUCCCUCUGCCCGAUACGCUCCGCUCCGGUCCAGCCUAGUCUUAACACAGUUACACGAAAACACACAUUGGCCCACCAGUGCACAGACGAGUUGGGCUUUUGUGCCGACAUUACUGCACACACACACACACACACACAAUUAGCCCAGAAACUCCUCAUCGCCCCACAGACACCUCCCCCCAUUGCACCCCAAUUUCUGUACCGACCAGACGUUUCGGCCGCUGAUCCCUUUAACCCCUCCAGUCGUCGGCUUCAUUCACCCCCUCAGGCCGGUUUUUCCCUCUCCUCUCAGACCCGCUCGGCCAGCCCCCAACUCGACGCAUCAGGCCUGAGCUCAUCGGCCCAAUUCACACAAGCACAACUCAGCUCCAACUCCAAAUCCCCACUCACUCUUCAGGCCUGGCGACAGCCCCCUUGUCAGGCCGCUAGUUCAUGCAAGUCAUGUGAACUGAAAGAAACGCGAAAGGGGCGGCUCUAA